GGCCCCGGCGCCGGGAGAUGGUGGAGCCGGUGUGAGCGGCACCGGGGCGGCAGCCGGCUGCGGCCCCCCUGGCCCCAGCCCCGGGGGGGUGCCCGGCCCCCCCCGGCCCAGCCAUGCCCGCCGGCAGCAACGAGCCCGACGGGAUCCUCAGCUACCAGAGACACGACGAAGAGGCGGUGAUUGACCAGGGAAGAACGAGCAAUGUUGUCAAUAUUCACUAUGAGAAGGAGGAGCUGGAAGGACAUCGGACCCUGUACGUGGGUGUGCGGAUGCCGCUGGUGAGGCAGAGCCACCGGCAUCACCGACCCCACAGCCAGAAGCAUCGGAAACGGGAACGGGAGAAGGAGUCUGCCCCAACAGAGCAGGGAUACCAUUACACCCCGUCCCAGAGGGUGCAGUUCAUCCUCGGGACCGAGGAGGACGAGCAGCACGUCCCUCAUGACUUGUUCACCGAGCUGGAUGAGAUCUGCAUGAAAGAGGGCAAAGAUGCCGAGUGGAAGGAGACGGCCAGGUGGCUGAAGUUUGAGGAGGACGUGGAAGACGGCGGCGAGCGCUGGAGCAAGCCCUACGUGGCCACACUGUCCUUGCACAGCCUCUUUGAGCUGAGGAGCUGCCUCAUCAACGGGACGGUGCUGCUGGACAUCUGCGCCAACAGCAUCGAAGAGAUUGCCGAUAUGAUCCUGGGCCAGCAAGAGCAGUCCACGGAAUUUGAUGAGCACAUGCGGGCAAGAGUUCGAGAUGUCCUUUUGAAGAAGCAUCACCAUCAGAACGAGAAGAAAAGAAACAACCUUCUCCCCAUUGUCCGCUCAUUUGCUGAUGUGAGCAAGAAGCAGUCAGACCUGCACCUCCUCGACAGGCCAGCCCAAACACUCACCCCGCAUCCUUCUCCCACCACGGCAGAAGCUAAAAAUGGGGUGAACCACGAGACCAACAUAACGGAUUUAAGCAAGGCGGAGCUGCACUUCAUGAAGAAAAUUCCCACCGGGGCUGAAGCGUCCAAUGUGCUCGUGGGAAACCUGGAUUUCCUUCACCAGCCCAUCGUGGCGUUUGUCCGCCUGACCCCGGCUGUCCUCCUCUCGGGCAUGACGGAAGUUCCCAUCCCAACCAGGUUCCUGUUUGUUUUGCUGGGACCAGAAGGAAAAGCCCACCAGUACCAUGAGAUUGGCAGGGCCAUGGCUACUAUCAUGACAGAUGAGGUUUUCCAUGACGUUGCUUAUAAAGCCAAGAACCGGGCUGACCUUGUGGCUGGUGUGGACGAGUUCCUGGAUCAGGUCACGGUCUUGCCGCCAGGAGAGUGGGAUCCAUCAAUCCGAAUCGAGCCCCCAAAAAACGUCCCUUCGCAGGAGAAACGGAAGAUACCAGGAGCUCUCGAUGACCGUGCACACAGCAAGCCGGAGAAGCACAGCGGCCCUGAACUGGAGCGGACGGGAAGGUGCUCUUUUGGGGGUUUGGUCCUGGAUGUGAAGCGGAAAGCCCCAUGGUUCUGGAGUGACUUUCGGGAUGGUCUGAGCCUGCAGUGCCUGGCAUCCUUCCUCUUCCUCUACUGUGCCUGCAUGUCCCCUGUCAUCACCUUUGGGGGGCUGCUGGGGGAGGCAACCAACGGCCACAUAAGUGCCAUGGAGUCGCUGCUGGGUGCAUCCAUGACCGGCGUGGUGUAUUCCCUCUUUGCCGGGCAACCUCUCACCAUCCUUGGCAGCACCGGACCCGUCCUUGUGUUUGAGAAGAUCCUCUACAAAUUUUGCAAGGAGUACACGCUCUCCUAUCUCUCCCUGCGGGCGUGCAUUGGGCUGUGGACUGCCUUCUUCUGCAUCGUGCUGGUGGCCACCGACGCCAGCUCUUUGGUGUGCUACAUCACCCGCUUCACCGAAGAAGCCUUUGCCUCCCUCAUCUGCAUCAUCUUCAUCUACGAGGCGCUAGAGAAGCUGAGUCACCUGCGAGAGACCUACCCUGUGCACAUGCACAGCAAGCUUGACUUCCUCACCACCUACUACUGUAAGUGCGAGGCACCAAUUCAUCCCAGCAAUGACACCCUGCGUUUCUGGGACAGCAACAAGAUCGAUGUGUCUGGCAUCACCUGGGAAAAUCUCACGGUGUCUGAAUGCCGGCAUCUGCGUGGUGAGUUUCAAGGACCUGCCUGUGGACACAACGGCCCCUACGCGCCUAACGUCCUCUUCUGGUGCUGCAUUCUCUUCUUCUCCACCUUCGUCCUGUCGAGCUUAUUGAAGAAGUUCAAGACCAGCCGCUACUUCCCAACCAAAGUACGGUCCAUGGUGAGUGACUUUGCGGUUUUCCUCACCAUCGUCAUCAUGGUGCUCAUUGACUUUGCGAUUGGGAUCCCAUCACCGAAGCUCCACGUCCCCCAUAUGUUCAAGCCGACCAGAGAUGACCGUGGGUGGUUCAUCAACCCCAUAGGACCGAACCCAUGGUGGACGGUGUUGGCUGCGCUGAUCCCAGCUCUGCUGUGCACCAUCUUGAUAUUCAUGGACCAGCAGAUCACGGCUGUGAUUGUGAACAGGAAGGAGCACAGGCUGAAGAAAGGAUGUGGUUACCACCUGGACCUUUUCAUGGUGGCUGUGAUGCUGGGGGUGUGCUCCGUGAUGGGGCUGCCCUGGUUUGUGGCUGCGACCGUCCUGUCCAUCACCCACGUGAACAGCCUCAAAGUAGAGUCUGACUGCUCGGCUCCAGGAGAACAACCCAAGUUUUUGGGGAUACGAGAGCAGAGGGUCACUGGCUUGAUGAUCUUUGUGCUCAUGGGCUGCUCGGUCUUCUUCACUUCUGUGUUGAAGUUUAUACCAAUGCCUGUGCUUUAUGGUGUCUUCCUCUACAUGGGCGUAUCGUCGCUCAGAGGAAUUCAGUUCUUCGAUCGCUUGAAGCUGUUUUGGAUGCCAGCAAAACACCAGCCAGAUUUCAUCUACCUGCGGCACGUCCCCUUGCGAAAGGUGCAUCUCUUCACCGUGAUCCAGCUGAUCUGCCUCGUCCUGCUCUGGGCCAUCAAGGCAUCCCGUGCCGCCAUCAUCUUUCCCAUGAUGGUGCUGGCUCUCGUUUUUGUCCGGAAAGUGAUGGAUCUCUGCUUCUCGAAGCGAGAGCUCAGCUUUCUGGAUGACCUUAUGCCAGAAAGCAAGAAGAAGAAGUUGGAUGAUGCCAAAAAUGAAGCCAAAGAAGAAGAGGAGUCCCAGAAGAUGAUGGAAGCUGCUGCUGCUGCAAAUUCAGUUCAGCUGAAACUGGGGAAGACCAGCGACUCUGCUAUCCCAAAGCCAAGCAGUGACAGGGCUGAUCCUUCAGAGAUUAAUAUCUCCGAUGAGAUGGCAAAAACGACCGUGUGGAAGGCUCUCACUAUGAACACGGAAACACUCUGAAUCCAGGAGGAAACAGGAGCCUUGACUUUGAAGGAGAGGAGUGAGAAUGUGACUCAGGGAUGUGCCAACGCAGACACGGGGAGAGAUGGCUUAUUUUCCGUUGGAGGAUUCCCAUUAAAGCCAUGCAGAUGUUUUCAAUUGUCCUUGGUGUGCUUCAGGCAUUCAGUAUCUCUAGACCAGCAAACUGAGGUGCACAUCACAGUCAGUGGGAGUUCGGUGUUGUUAAGCCUCCGUGUGUACGUGUGUGUGUUGUUGCAGUUUUGUAGUGGUAGAGGGACUGCUACCGCUUUAUCAUUCAGUGCUAUUUUUUUAAUAUCUAAUUCCUCCUCUCCUUUCUCAUUUUUCAAAAUAUAAACUCUGACUGUACAAAAUAA
This is a messenger RNA of Falco peregrinus (peregrine falcon), 3730 nucleotides long. It is a transcript of the gene SLC4A8, whose product is annotated as solute carrier family 4 member 8. Lineage: Eukaryota; Metazoa; Chordata; Aves; Falconiformes; Falconidae. The record is from RefSeq and is a predicted model, not a curated record. Gene Ontology annotation, molecular function: monoatomic anion transmembrane transporter activity; sodium:bicarbonate symporter activity; solute:inorganic anion antiporter activity. Gene Ontology annotation, cellular component: plasma membrane. Gene Ontology annotation, biological process: regulation of intracellular pH; bicarbonate transport; monoatomic anion transport.